UUGUCUUCACAGAAGACUUUUCAAGUCAAGUUUUAAUUCACUCCACAAAUGUGAGACAAUCCAAUGAUCAAUUCGUUUCACAGAAAAAAAAUAAAAAAAAAAAAACCAAUCAAAGAAAAAAAUAUGAAGCUAUCUUGUAGUGAGAGGAGAGUGAUAACAAUAAGCUUGUGUUUAAUCUUCUGCCUUUCUAACUCAAUACUUGUUAUUGCUUCUCCUGCUAAAGACUUGUGUCUUCCAGACCAGAGGGAUGCUCUUUGGGAGUUCAAGAACGAGUUCUAUAUCCAAAGGCCCGAUUGGAGGAUGUCUGAAACAGCAACAGAGAAGUGGAGGAACAACACUGAUUGCUGUUCGUGGGAUGGUAUCUCAUGUGAUCCUAAGACGGGAGUGGUGGUUGAGUUGAAUCUCGAGUACAGUAAUCUCAAUGGCCCUUUGAGAUCUAAUAGCAGCCUGUUUAGACUACAACAUCUUCAAACCCUUAAGCUUGGCCACAAUAAUCUUUCGGGUACUCUACCAGAUUCCAUUGGCAAUCUCAAGUAUUUGAGGGUUUUGAGUCUUCGUCGUUGCAAAUUCAUCGGAAAGAUUCCUUCUUCACUCGGAAAUCUUUCUUAUCUCUCUGAACUUGAUCUUUCUUUUAAUGAUUUAACUGGUGAGAUACCGGAUUGGAUGGGCAACCUCAAAUAUCUGAAGGUUUUGAGGCUUCGUUAUUGCAAUCUUUUUGGAAAGAUUCCUUCUGCAUUCGGAAAUCUUUCUAAUCUCGCUGUUCUUUCUCUUUCGGAUAAUGAUUUAACCAGUGAACGACCAGAUUCGAUGGGCAACCUAAACCGACUAACAGAUUUCCAACUUAUGCUACUCAACAUGAGCUCGCUUACUUAUAUCAACCUUGGUUUUAACCAGUUCAGAGGGAUUAAUUUGAAGAUCAGUUCAACUCUCCAUUUUCCGUCAGCCAUGGGGACAUUGAUUUUAUCAUCCUGCAAUAUUUUAGAGUUUCCCAAGUUUCUACAAAACCAAACCAGUUUGUAUGAUUUAGACAUCUCUGCCAAUCAAAUUGAAGGCCAAGUACCAGAAUGGUUAUGGAGACUACCAACGUUGAGGUAUGUUAACAUUUCUCAUAGUUCUUUCAAUGGCUUUGAAGGACCUGCGGAUGUUAUUCAAAGAUGUGGAGAACUAGAUACGCUUGACAUAAGUUCAAACACUUUCCAGAAUCCGUUUCCUUUGUUACCACGCUCUACGUCGGACUUUUUCAGCUCCGAUAAUCAGUUUUCAGGAGAUAUUCCUCGGGAAAUAUGUGAAAUAUUUAAUCUUAAUAUGUUUGUUUUAUCCAACAACAAGUUCAUCGGUUCUAUUCCUCGAUGUUUUAAGAAUUUAUCUCUUUCGGUCUUGCAUCUUCGGAAUAACAGUCUGUCUGGUGUUUUUCAAGAGGAAUCUAUCAGUGUUGUCCUAGGAUCACUUGAUAUUGGUCACAACUUUUUUUCAGGAGAGCUUCCCAAGUCAUUGAUCAACUGUAGUCGACUCGAGUUUUUGAACGUGGAAGAUAACAUAAUCAAUGGCACAUUUCCUUUAUGGUUGAGAUUGUUGCCCAAUCUACAGAUUCUUGUUCUUCGUUCUAACGAGUUUUAUGGGCCAAUAUCUUCUCCUAAAGAUUCUGUAAGUUUUCCUAAGCUGCGAAUCUUUGAUAUAUCAGAUAAUCGCUUCACUGGAGUCUUGCCAUCAGAGUACUUUGUGGGGUGGACUGCAAUGUCAUUAGUCCACCCCGCAAUGUCAUCAGUCGUAAACAUUGUAGAUAGUAUGAUGAGCAUUUAGAAGACACUAUCACAAGUCGGUGGCUCUAAUAAACAAAGGCUUAAAGAUGGAGCUGGUUGGGAGUGGUUUCACAAUCUACAAAACCAUCGACGUCUCCAGAAACAGAUUCGAAGGAGACAUCCCUGAAUCCAUUGGUCUUCUCAAGGAACUGAUUGUGCUCAACAUGUCAAACAACGAUUUCACAGGCCAUAUUCCACCAUCUCUAUCGAACUUGAGCAAUCUCGAAUCAUUGGAUCUAUCUCAAAACAGAUUAUUCGGCAGUAUCCCACCAGAGCUCGGAAAACUCACGUUUCUAGAGAGGAUGAACUUCUCUUACAACAUGCUUGAAGGUCCAAUACCACAAGCCACUCAGAUUCAAAGCCAGAAUAGUUCUUCAUUUACAGGGAAUCCCAAUCUAUGCGGUGUUCCUCUCCAAGAAACAUGCGGCGGAGAAGAAGAAGCAACAAAGCAAGAGCAAGCUGAGGCGAAGGAAGAAGAAGAACAAGUAUUGAGCUGGAUCGCAGCUGCAAUAGGCUAUGUACUUGGUGUUGUGUGUGGACUCACCAUCGGCCACAUUCUCACUUCAUAUAAACGUGACUUGUUCAUGAGAAUUGUUUCACUCUUUACUUAAGUAAGCAUCACUUACUAGGAGGAUGAUGUUCCCUAGCUUGCAACUAUAGUUCAAUAAACUUUCUCAACACUUUGUUUGAAAAUCAUAUUAUCAAUCUAUUCUACA
Messenger RNA from Arabidopsis lyrata subsp. lyrata, 2515 nucleotides. RefSeq names its product receptor-like protein 12. Lineage: Eukaryota; Viridiplantae; Streptophyta; Magnoliopsida; Brassicales; Brassicaceae. The record is from RefSeq and is a predicted model, not a curated record. Bases 64 to 1800 code for a protein of 578 amino acids. Gene Ontology annotation, molecular function: protein binding. The transcript has 2 exons.